Dermatophagoides farinae (American house dust mite) is the source of this 2118-nucleotide messenger RNA. RefSeq lists its product as uncharacterized. Gene Ontology annotation, biological process: protein phosphorylation; intracellular signal transduction. The record is from RefSeq and is a predicted model, not a curated record. Gene Ontology annotation, molecular function: protein serine/threonine kinase activity; ATP binding. NCBI's taxonomy places the organism in Eukaryota, Metazoa, Arthropoda, Arachnida, Sarcoptiformes, Pyroglyphidae. Gene Ontology annotation, cellular component: cytoplasm.
AUGAAUAAGGAAAUGAAUUCCAAAACUAACAAUAAAACAAAUGACGAAGUGGUUAAAAUAACAGAUAUGAUGGCCGAUAAAGUUGAAUCCUAUCCUUCAGUAUAUUAUGAAAUAAAAGAAAAACAACCAAUAGAUCAUAAAUCAGGCCUUGUUAUCAAAUUCAUGUCAAAUGAAAAAUCCAUGAUCGAUAUUAAUAAUGAAAAUCAAAUGAAAUUGGUGAAUGUACGGCCAGCUAUCGAUAAACCAUUGAUAGAUUCUUCUUCUAAUGAUGGUAAGAAUAUUCCAGUACAAAUGUCACUAGAUGAAUCGGAAAGUUCGGUAGCGGAUUUAUUCGUCACCAGAUCGGAAUUGUUGGCCGAAGAAAAUGUACCGUCGAUCAUCGGUUUACAAGAUAAUGAUAAAAAUGUAAAAUCGAAUAUUUUGGAAGCCAAUCAAUGUUAUUCACAGCAGCAGCAACAGCAAUCGUCGUCCAUAAUUGAAACACACAAACAAUUUCAAACAAGAGGACCCAAAUUAGAAUUAACAUUGAACAAAGUAAGAAAGGCAAUCGAAAAUCUUAGACCAUCAAAACCGAUAUCUCCAUUGCCUCCGUCUUCAUCAUCAUUGAUCAUAGAUUCAUCUUGGGUAGGUCAGAAUUCUGCACGAUUUAAAUGGAUACCAUUACAGUCAAUGGAAGAGAUUCGAAAAAAUUGGCUCGAAUGGAAUCAGAAACAGGAAUCAGCAUGCAUAUUGAUGGAUGAAAAUAGUUUGACUGUUGUAGAUGGAGAUGAUCAAUUUGCUACCUAUUAUGAUCGUUAUCAUAAAUUGUUUGCAUCAAAAAUACGUGGUACUGCAUUCUAUCUAGGUCGAUUUCGAAAUCAUCAUCCAAUAUUGGUUAAAAGAAUCACUACAGAGAGAAAAUAUUUCGACUUGGAUGCUACUUGGAUAGCAAUAACUAAACGAAUUUGUUCAUCAUCGUCAUCAAGUGACGAUAACAAUCCAUUCAUAAGAAUUUAUGAAAUUUUCCAUUCACCAUCCGCAUCUCAAGUAUUCAUGUUCAUGGAAUUGCUACCAAAUAAAUCUUUGCAUUAUCAUCUAAGACGUCGACGAUCGAUUCGUAUCGAUGAGAUUAGCCUUUGGUCGAGUCAAUUAUUGAAUGCCAUAGCCUUCAUGCAUAAUCAUGCCAUAGUCAACAGGUCAUUACGUUUAGAACAUCUUCUUUUAGACGAAAAAUUCAAUAUUAAAAUAAUUAAUUUUCGUCGUUCAAUAUCAUAUUGGAUUCCUGGCUCUACGAUUAAUCGUCAACAGGUGAAUAGAAUAUCUAAACGAGAAAAAAAAUGUCGCCAAAACAAUCAUCUGCCACCAGAAUGUUUCCAUAAUAAUUAUAAUCCACAAUCGAUUGAUGUUUGGUCAUUUGCAGUCAUCGUUUGUUCAUUGGUUACCUAUCGUUAUCCAUUCAAAUGUAUGUCAAAACAGAUUAUUAGAAAUAUGGAACAAUGUUGGCUUGAUUUCAAACAACGACAUCAAUCAUUAUUUAUUACAACAACCGAUGGUAUUCGAAUUCUUGAACAAAUAGCUGAAAUGAUAUCAAUGAUAUUUAAACAAGAUCCAUGUAAACGUGCUAAUAUUAAUGAUGUACAGAAAUGUUCAUUCUAUUGCAAUAAUAAAUAAAUAAUAAUAAAAAUGACAAAGUUAAUGAAAUAUAAAUUGAAAAAAUUUUUUCAAAAUAAAUUGUAAAAAUAUUGUCUUAUUAGAGAGUAACACCAUCUUUUGGCCAACAAAUUUCAACCUUUCUCAAAAAUUUUUUGUUGUUGUUGUUGUUGUGUAGUAGCAGUAACGCCUUAUCGAUUAACUGUGAAUGCCGUCGUAUGUGUGUGUAUUAUAUUAUGGUAGAUAAUAGAGCCAGAUGUUCAAAAGCUGGCUCAUUUUAGUUGAAUGAAGUUUUUUUUGAUGUUUUUGUUGUUGUUUUGUUCAUUGCAAUUUCUUGCCCCGCUCAUUGUGAAUGAAUAUCAUUUUCAUAUAUCAAUAAUAAUAAUAAAAUGAUUUAUUAAUAUUGUGGUAUGUGUCUCUUCUUCUUUCUGUCUGUCAUUUGAAAUGAACUUGAAAAUUUUCCCGUUCUUUUUCUCAUCAGAAUUUUUG